This is a messenger RNA of Diospyros lotus (date-plum), 1513 nucleotides long. RefSeq lists its product as uncharacterized. The record is from RefSeq and is a predicted model, not a curated record. NCBI's taxonomy places the organism in Eukaryota, Viridiplantae, Streptophyta, Magnoliopsida, Ericales, Ebenaceae. Bases 194 to 1276 code for a protein of 360 amino acids. Gene Ontology annotation, cellular component: chloroplast. The transcript has 4 exons.
GCCACCGGCAACAGCAGGUAAAGCCCAGCUGUAUGAACGAUACAAUAUAACCGUCUGAGCAGGUCAAGAGCCACAAUUACACCGCUCCGUCUGUGCCCACCACACGUCGCUCAGCUCCUCCAUCCAGGCUCUGCAAUUUCCGGCGAAUACUUGACUGCCUACAUUGUUGGGAACUGCUCAGAGAAUCGAAGCAAUGGAUUUUUUCUUUAAGGGAAUGAAUGAGGAGACAUCUGAUUGCCCCUUUAAUGACCAAGACAUCCAAAGGUGUCCAUUUUUGAGGAACAUUAACCAGCCUACCAGUUUCUCUUUCUCUUCUCUAAACUUCCCCAUUCCCGCAAGGGGAGGCAAAGGUCCAAUCUUUGAAGAUGGCCCCAAUUUUGAUAUGGCUUUUAAGCUAUUUCAUGGGAGGGAUGGAGUAGUACCACUCUCGGGGAGGUUUUUUUCUCAUGAUGAAAAACUGGGACUCGAGCCUGCAGCCCAGUUUAAUCCUUUGGCUGCAAAAGCAGCCACCAUUAGUUUGUCAUCAUUUGGACCUGGGGGACCAUUCAGCUUUGAUUUCUUCUCCAAGAACUGGAAGAAUCAGAAAAAGAUGUCCGAGUCAUCCAAAAAGAAAGACCGGUCUUUUCAGGGAGAUGAUUCAUCAAAACACGAGGCACUUGGAAACGAGUGGUUAGAGACUGGGAACUGCCCAAUUGCCAAGUCCUACAGAGCUGUUAGCCAUGUCCUUCCCCUUGUUGCAACAGCUCUUCAGCCACCGGCUGGCAUGAAGCUUAAAUGCCCUCCUGCAAUAAUUGCCGCCAGGGCUGCCCUUGCUAGAACUGCCCUUGUCAAGACCCUGCGCCCUCAGCCACUCCCUGAAAAGAUGCUUGUAAUUGGGGCCUUAGGGAUAGCAGCCAACAUUCCCCUUGGCAUAUGGAGGGAGCACACUCGGAAAUUUUCUUUGUCGUGGUUUGCAGCAGUGCACGCAUCCGUGCCCUUCAUUGCCAUGCUUAGGAAGUCUGUUCUGAUGCCCAAAAAUGCUAUGGCCGUCACGAUUGCAGCUUCCAUUCUAGGUCAGGUAAUCGGCUCUAGGGCCGAGCGUAUCCGUCUGAAAGCCAAGGCUGAAAGAGAAAAGACGGCAGCAAAUACUGCUAAUAAAGGUGCUAUUGCAGGGUACAUUUUAGGCAAGGAUGAUGAGUUUGCCCCUGCUGGUUGUGGCAAGGAAGGAAUGGUAUGGAAACCAGUUCAUGUCAAGGCUGGUAGUUCCACAUCUUCACCAGCUAACAUGUGCUUCUGAGUUGGUAAGAAUAUUCUGUUAAGAACAGGACAAGUCUAAGAAUAACAAUGUGUAGUGAUGAUUUAUGAUUCCAAGUGUAGGGACUUGGGUUUUUGUGAUAUAUGAUUCUUAAGUUGCUUCUGUUAUGGAAGCAACAAUUCAGCCAUAUGUAAUGAUACCAACGAAAGACAUGUUUAGGAGAGAAUCAUCUCUUCUUUGAAUUCCGUGGGCAAUAUAUGCUAAUGUGUUCUUUUUUUU